Miscanthus lutarioriparius is the source of this 381-nucleotide messenger RNA. Lineage: Eukaryota; Viridiplantae; Streptophyta; Magnoliopsida; Poales; Poaceae. The record is from the annotation of a GenBank genome assembly.
AUGCAUGGGGCCGCCUCCCGCCGAGCGGCGCCGGCGUGGCGGUCGUCGUGCCUGGCGCUGUGCCUGCUGCCCGUCGUGCUGCCGCUGCUGCUCCUCUGCCUCCCGCUGCUCUGCGUCGCCGUCGCCGUCGCCCGCUUCCGCCGGCGGCGGCGCAGGCUGCUGCUGAUGACGGUGACGGCCAAGAGCAGGAGGUGCUGCCCCAGUCAGCGGUCUGAGGAGGCGGAGGGCGAGGGCCGCCGCGCCGCCGCCGCGCUGCUGCACAAGUACCUCGAGGACCAGAUGGAGCUCGUGGGCGCCGACGCCGGGGCAGGGGCAGCCCCCGCCGCCGUUGCCGUGGACCCGACGCCGAGCUCGCAGCGAAGCCACCCGCAGCAGCAGUAG